Fopius arisanus is the source of this 980-nucleotide messenger RNA. It is a transcript of the gene Mis12, whose product is annotated as Mis12. Lineage: Eukaryota; Metazoa; Arthropoda; Insecta; Hymenoptera; Braconidae. The transcript has 4 exons. The coding region runs from base 156 to 830 and encodes 224 amino acids. The record is from RefSeq and is a predicted model, not a curated record.
CCGAACGUACGCAAGCAAGCGACGCCAUAUUCAUUUGUCAACGGACCUUACAACGCAUCGGGUUAAUCGAUAAAUUUUACGUUACACGAUAGAUUAAAAAACCCAUACCAAGUGAUUAUUACUAAUCGAAUCGUACCGUUUAAUGGAAUAGAGUAAUGAAGUCGUCGGCAGAAUUGGAAAAGAGAAAACGGGAGGAAUAUGAGAUGCAAUUGUUCGGCUUUCACUCGAGAAUAGUUUAUGAUACUUUACUAUCCCUGAUACAAGAAGAGAUUCAAUUAAAAUGUCAACAACUCACAGAAACAAUCAAACAAAAAUAUAAUCCCGAUGAGGAGAGCCUGAGGAUACUACUGAAGGAUGAGAAAAAAUUGACAAAGUGUUAUUAUCGUGCAACUAGAACUCAGUUGCCAGCGCUCGAGAAUUGCGUGAGUAAGAUUAUUUCUGUCCCUUCUCAUGUGCUGCUAGAUGAGGAUAAAGUACAGGCGGUUCAAUACAGUGACAGAGAGCUCAGAGAGAAGCAGGAGAAACUGGAAAAUUUACAGAAGAGAUUAAAAAAGGCUGUUGCGUUUAAUGCAGUACUCAAAGACGAACUGACACUGGCCAAUGACUUUGAAAAUAAAACCGAAAAUACUGAUAUGCUAUGCAAAAUGAUCGGAGAUGCCUCCCAGGGUCCAGACUACACUAAAACUCUUCUGAAAUUAUUUGGCACUUACCAGGAUUUAAAGAAACAGCUCCUGAGUGUGCGAGAAGCUCCCGAUAUUCAUGAGCAACGAAUUUCUCACGAUGUUCAGGACGAGUUUAGUAUUGAUGAUAUUCACAACAUUAAUUAUUGAAAAAAAUGAAAAAGAAAGACUAACCAAUCUUCCUAACAGUUUUAAAUUUGUAUAUAACUCACGAACUAAUGAAGCAUCAGUAUUUUAAUACUCUACUAACACAAAAAGAAUUAAUGUGAAAUUUUUUCAAAUAUAUUUUGAAUAAAACUA